CGCCGCCUCGGAGCCCGGGCCUGGGGGGCGGUGGGGCCGUGCAUGGAGCCCCCGCCCCCCGGAGCUGCCAACGCCGCCACGGUGCUGCGCACAGCCUCUCGGCUCUGAGCUGUCUGCCCUCCCGAACCCUGGGAUGGCGUAGUGCUCCCCCAGCAAUGGACCCAUCUGUGACGCUGUGGCAGUUUCUGCUGCAGCUGCUGAGAGAGCAAAGCAAUGGCCAUAUCAUCUCCUGGACCUCACGGGAUGGUGGUGAGUUCAAGCUGGUAGAUGCAGAGGAGGUGGCCCGGCUGUGGGGACUGCGCAAGAACAAGACCAACAUGAAUUAUGACAAGCUCAGCCGGGCAUUGCGGUACUACUAUGACAAGAACAUCAUCCGCAAGGUGAGCGGCCAGAAGUUCGUUUACAAGUUUGUGUCCUACCCUGAGGUCGCAGGGUGCUCCACUGAGGACUGCCCACCCCAGCCUGAGGUGUCUGUCGCCGCCUCUGCCUCCGCGGCAAAUGUGGCCCCUGCUGCUGUACACGUUGCCCCCGGGGACCCUGUCUCAGGGAAGCCAGGCACACCCAAAGGCACAGGAAUGGCAGGACCAAGUGGCUUGGCACGCAGCAGCCGGAACGAGUAUAUGCGCUCAGGCCUCUAUUCCACCUUCACCAUCCAGUCCUUGCAGCCACAGCCCCCGCCUCAGCCUCAGCUACCCCCUCAUCCUCGGCCUGCCUCAGUGCUUCCCAACACCGCCUCUGCAGGAGCAGCAGCACCCCCCUCAGGGAGCAGUAGCACCAGUCCAAGCCCUUUGGAGGCUUGCCUGGAGGCAGAGGACGCUGGCCUGCCUCUGCAGGUUAUCCUGACCCCGCCUGAGGCCCCAAACCCGAAAUCAGAAGAGUUGAACGUGGAGCCGGGGUUGGGCCGGCCACUGCCCCCAGAAGUUAAAGUGGACGGGCCCAAAGAAGAGCUGAAAGCUACAAGUAGGGAGGCGGGGUUUGUGCCGGAAGCUAUUAAGGUUGAGGCGGAAAUUCUUCCCGCGGUCGCUAUGGAGACAGCUGCUCAAGGGGCGGGCCUAGCGUCAUCGGCAGCUUCCAGCCCUGAGAUCGCCCAGCCACAGAAGGGCCGGAAGCCCCGGGACUUGGAGCUUCCGCUCAGCCCAAGCUUGCUGGGUGGGACGGGGCCGGAACGGACUCCGGGAUCGGGAACUGGCUCUGGCUUGCAGGCUCUGGGGCAGGCGCUGACGCCGUCUUUGCUACCGACGCAUACAUUGACUCCGGUGCUGCUAACGCCCAGCUCGCUGCCCCCCAGCAUUCACUUCUGGAGCACUCUGAGUCCUAUUGCGCCCCGUAGCCCAGCCAAGCUCUCAUUCCAGUUUCCAUCCAGUGGCAGCGCCCAGGUGCACAUUCCUUCCAUCAGCGUGGACGGCCUUUCGACCCCCGUGGUGCUCUCCCCAGGGCCCCAGAAGCCAUGACUACCACCAAUACCACUCCCUGCUGGGGUUGCUCCAUCCAUGAGCCCAAUCUCCUCCAGCCAGCCCUCUCAAGGAGAAACAAUUCACCUGACAGACUCAUGCUCUGGUCUGGGGAUGGGGACUCUUGAGAAGAAGAAUCUACACACACACAGAAAACACAAUUUCUGUCUUUGUCAGCCCCCCAGUGGCCGCCCUUACUCGUCUCCUACUUCAGUAGUAGGGACGGUUUAUUUAUUUAUUUUUUGAAGGCCAUUGGGAGGAGUCUGGCCCUACCUUUUAGGGGGUUGGUGAGGACAUCUCCCCCAUCGCUACAUUUUUCCAAGAUGAGGUAAUCAGGGUCUGGCAUGAGAAGAACAUUUCAUUAUUUCUCAGCCAGCCCUUGGGGAGAUGGGGGAGUCCUGUCUCCUUUUUAGGUGGGUAAAAGAGCUGGUUUGUUUUAUUAUUCCUGGCCAUACCCAAGGAACUAGGAAGGAUUUUGUACCAUUUAAUGGUUCAGAAGUUUUGGCCAAGGAAGAUUAACACCCUUAGAAUGGAACUUUUUACCUCUCCAACCUUUCAGACAGUUUGUCUUUUUUUCAACCAACUUUUUGGCAAAGGAGGAAUGCCCCCUUUGCUCUUCUCCCCCUCUGAGAAGCCAUUCCUUUGUCUGCCAAACUCCCUGGGGUCCUGCCUGUUACCUCCCAAAGCAGGGUUUUUUGGGGGGGUGGUCCCCGUCUGGGGGGGCCCCUCCAGCCAGUACUCCAGGUCUCCCUGUCCCCCCACCUCCAGCCAUUUUGAUAGUAUAAUCUAUUUUUAAACAGGACUUUUCAAUAAGGGAGGGGGGCAUCUCUUCUUGUAUCUGAGAUGGGGGUGGGUGGGAAGGCAAGGGAUCUGGGGGAUCUUCCCGCCACCCCCUCCCCAAGUGUUUAUUUUUGAUACCAAACAUGUAUUUUCAGUUCCCUCCCUCCCAGCCCCCCAGUUUCCUGCAGGCGGGUAUGAAGGACCCUAUAAGCGUCCCUGGAGUUGAGAGGGAGGAAUGGGGGACAUAAAUCCUGUUCUAUGUCAAUUCAAGGCUGGAGAGGGUGGGUUCAAAAGACUCCUGGGCUCACUUCCUGUCAUCAAAGGUCCAGCCCAGGCCUGGAAACCUGAGGGUUGGUGAUUUGGGGGACGGUGCUAUGCCUGUCUCCACUGUUUGUUUUACUUCCCCAAAAUGGGUCUUUUUUUCUAAGAGUACCAGAGAAUGGGGGAAUUGUUCCUGUAAAUAUAUAUUUUUAAAGGUGA
Molecule: messenger RNA, 2711 nt
Organism: Loxodonta africana (African savanna elephant)
Lineage: Eukaryota; Metazoa; Chordata; Mammalia; Proboscidea; Elephantidae
Gene: ELK1
Product: ETS transcription factor ELK1
Exons: 6
Coding region: 156-1451 (431 amino acids)
Biological process (GO): regulation of transcription by RNA polymerase II; cell differentiation
Cellular component (GO): nucleus
Molecular function (GO): sequence-specific DNA binding; DNA-binding transcription factor activity, RNA polymerase II-specific
Source: RefSeq, a predicted model, not a curated record